This is a messenger RNA of Penicillium taxi, 1209 nucleotides long. RefSeq lists its product as uncharacterized. Bases 1 to 1209 code for a protein of 402 amino acids. The transcript has 3 exons. The record is from RefSeq and is a predicted model, not a curated record. Lineage: Eukaryota; Fungi; Ascomycota; Eurotiomycetes; Eurotiales; Aspergillaceae.
AUGGUCGUUUUUGUUGAUUUGGACAGCGAUGACUUCACCGAGAAUCUCGGAUCGACAUUAUCUUUGGAGAAUCCUUUCCCAUUCAAGUUGAUGGUUGCGCCCAAUGCGACGGCUAAGUCAAUCGAUCUAUCCUCUUUGUCAACCGUAUUAGAUGACAGCCACAAUGCAACUCAUACCCAAUCCGAAAGCCCCACGAUAUAUAUCCCGAACCGCAAUGCUUUCUCCGCAUGCUUGAGCUGCUAUCCGUACCGACUAACUAGCAUUGUCAAGGAGAUUGCCCGCUCUGUUGACCUGAAUACCCUUCAUGCACUCGCAUCUACAUGCCGCCAAUUUCAAGCCAACCUGACGCAGUUCCGGCACCAGCUAGUGCGCGAGACCCUACGUUGUGAAAACGAGUACCCCAUAAUCGGAGACGACCUGUUCGCAGAAGGUACCAUGAACGCAGGUGAAGACACACAUGUUUCGCGAUCUAUAGGGAGAGGAGGAAGAACCGAGACUGGUCGCUUGACGCGCGGGCAAGUGCGCGCAUGCGCCCGCGACAUGGUGGACGAAUGUCGACGGUGUAGUAUGAUCAUCUGUAGGAAUUGUACAGCCAAGCCCCCUUCCCAAACUGCCCUUGAAAGACGCAUCCGUCGUAUAUGUCAAACCUGCCGCACUGCACCUAUUUCCUCCCAUAUACAUUGCAUUCCAGACAAAGAUUUCUCGGCAAUUGAUCAAGGCAUUCAACACAUCAUUGCUGCGACUAUCUCACAAAAUAUUUGUACUUGCGAGAAUGUCGUGUGGCUGUGCAAUGGAUGCGGCCAAACCCAUAGCGACGACACUAUCUACCGACGUAUAUGGACUUGGCGAGAGCGAUACUCUACUUCCCUAGGCGAGGGUCUCGGCACCGGAAUCGGGGUGGGCUCCGAAGGCUUAAAGUGUGGGCGCGGUGAAGGCUGUCUAACUGCCCAAGAAGUCGAGGUCGAUACGGAUAUCAGUACUCUCACUGUGAGUGACCAUGAUGAGCCAGGAUAUUUCCGACAAGAGACCGUAGGGCUUGGCGGGAAGCUCAAACAAAAAGCAAAGCACCGCUACUUGGUUGGUGCGUGUGUGCCGGAGUACGAGGAUGAACUUACGGAUUUUCUCAAACGAGAAAAGAGUGGUGAGCAUCGCGCUUGGUGCGCCUGGUGCAAGAGAUUGAUUCUGGCCAAAAAAGAACUGAAUUUGUGA